This is a messenger RNA of Tripterygium wilfordii, 681 nucleotides long. RefSeq lists its product as uncharacterized. The record is from RefSeq and is a predicted model, not a curated record. The transcript has a single exon. Bases 181 to 387 code for a protein of 68 amino acids. NCBI's taxonomy places the organism in Eukaryota, Viridiplantae, Streptophyta, Magnoliopsida, Celastrales, Celastraceae.
AUCUCAUAAAUAAAAGACACUACUCGCUUUGAUUAAACCCCGAACGUCUCCCACCGCUCCCUAACCAAUUACCACGCUCAAAGUUGGUCAAUCUUUAACUACUACUACUAGCGCUUAUAAAACCAAGGCCCCGGCCUUCGGUCCCUCAAACUACAAGAACCAAAGAAGUCGGAAACGACAAUGGCGUGCUUCUGUUUUCUGGUUGAUCAGAGGCGGAAGAUGCGGAGGACCAAGCCGGCGGCGGGGUUGUGCGCAAGGUGUGGCGGCGGAGCAAGCGUGGCGGAUAUGAAAACAGCGACGAGAUUUUGUCAUGUGCCGUUUUAUUGGAAGUCACGGAGAGCUAUUGUUUGUACUUUCUGUGGAUCUGUUCUUCGAUGUUACAGAUAAAUGUUGCAGCGAUUCGUUUUGUAUUAUGAUAAAUUAAACUUCAUUUAGGAUUUCAAUUAUGUUUUGAACAUCCUAAUGUUGAUUUCUGCUGAGCUUGUAACAAAGUGGAAAAAAUAUAAUCGGCUGAAAAUAGUUGCUUAUGCCGUAGUAGGAGGAUCAAACGGUCACGAGUUUGGAAUUACGCAAAAUUUGACUGAGGGUAAUUUGUUUUGACGUGAUCGUCAAGAGUAGAAGUUUUGCUGCUAAUCCCACGUUAUUUUGGGUCAAAUUACUAUUUUUGGACAUUUUUAUCCU